AUGCGCGUCGGCGUCCCGUCGACGCGCGCGCCGUCGACGCGCCCAUCGCCAUCGUUCGCGCCGUCCGCGUCGUCGUCGUCCGCGCGCGCGUCGCGCCCCGCGCGCGCGAACACCGUCUCGACACUCUUCGCAACCGGCGACGACGCGCGCGGCGACGCGUCGCGUCGCGCCGAUCCCGCGCCCGAGACGCGGUGUCCGGUGUGCCGCGGCACGGGCUGGAAGCCGUGCGGGCAGUGCGAGGGCACGGGGAUCAACCCGAGCGACGCGUUCGGGGGCAAGUUUAAAGCCGGCGACGCGUGUUGGCUGUGCGAGGGCAAAAACGGCGCGCGGACGAUGUGCGGGAACUGCGUCGACCUCACGGACACGUUUUGA
Molecule: messenger RNA, 372 nt
Organism: Ostreococcus lucimarinus CCE9901
Lineage: Eukaryota; Viridiplantae; Chlorophyta; Mamiellophyceae; Mamiellales; Bathycoccaceae
Exons: 1
Coding region: 1-372 (123 amino acids)
Source: RefSeq, a predicted model, not a curated record